UCGCCGUUUCGAGUGGGAGUUGGAGCGAGUGUGCUUUCAUUUGAGAAACGUCGUUCUGCUCCGAGUUUAACGGAAAACGGGCUCCGCGCACGGACUCGGGCUGCGUUUCUGCACGUUUUUCAGCGCGCUGGUCUCGGAGGGGGUCGGUUUGGAAGACAGACGCCGCCGGUCACGAUACGAAUACAGGAGAAUAUGAGCGUAGAGGCGUACGGGCCGAGCUCGCAGACUCUCACCUUCCUGGACACGGAGGAAGCGGAGCUGCUGGGAGCCGAUACCCAGGGCUCGGAGUUCGAGUUCACCGACUUUACCCUGCCGAGCCAGACCCAGACACAGGGCCAGACCCAGAGCCAGCUGGACAACCAGGUGAACGGACCUGAUGGAGUUUUACAGAACGGAGAGGAUGCUGUUGUGAAGACCAGUCAACUUCUGGCUGAACUAAAUUUUGAGGAGGAUGAGGAGGACACCUACUACACCAAGGAUCUUCCUGUGCAUGCCUGCAGUUAUUGUGGGAUCCAUGAUCCUGCCUGUGUGGUUUACUGCAACACCAGCAAGAAGUGGUUCUGCAAUGGACGUGGCAACACAUCUGGCAGCCACAUUGUCAAUCAUUUGGUGAGGGCCAAAUGUAAGGAGGUGACUCUGCAUAAAGAUGGUCCCCUGGGGGAGACUGUGCUGGAGUGUUACAACUGUGGCUGUCGUAAUGUCUUUCUCUUGGGCUUCAUCCCAGCCAAGGCUGAUUCUGUUGUGGUGCUCCUUUGCAGGCAGCCGUGUGCCAGUCAGAGCAGUCUGAAGGACAUUAACUGGGACAGCUCCCAGUGGCAGCCUCUGAUCCAGGACCGCUGCUUUCUGUCCUGGCUGGUGAAGAUCCCGUCUGAGCAGGAGCAGCUGAGGGCACGUCAGAUCACUGCUCAGCAGAUCAACAAACUGGAGGAACUCUGGAAGGAAAACCCUACAGCGACGCUUGAAGAUUUGGAGAAACCCGGUGUGGACGAGGAGCCUCAGCAUGUGCUUCUGCGCUAUGAGGACGCCUACCAGUACCAGAACAUCUUCGGCCCACUUGUAAAACUGGAGGCAGACUAUGACAAGAAGCUCAAAGAGUCCCAGACCCAAGACAAUAUAACUGUCAGGUGGGACUUGGGACUGAAUAAAAAGAGGAUUGCUUAUUUCACACUUCCCAAGACGGAUUCAGGUGACAUGCGCCUGAUGCAGGGGGACGAGAUCUGCCUGCGCUAUAAGGGAGACAUGGCUCCUCUCUGGAAGGGGAUUGGGCACGUCAUCAAGGUCCCUGACAACUAUGGAGAUGAGAUUGCCAUUGAACUGAGGAGCAGUGCUGGAGCUCCUGUGGAGGUGCCCCACAACUUCCAGGUGGAUUUUGUCUGGAAAUCCACUUCCUUUGACCGCAUGCAGAGUGCCCUGAAAACAUUUGCUGUGGACGAGACCUCAGUGUCCGGCUACAUCUAUCACAAGCUGCUUGGUCAUGAGGUGGAGGAUGUGAUCAUUAAGUGCCAGCUGCCCAAGCGCUUCACUGCCCAAGGCCUGCCUGACCUUAACCACUCACAGGUGUAUGCUGUGAAGACUGUGCUGCAGCGUCCCCUCAGUCUGAUCCAGGGGCCUCCAGGUACUGGCAAGACUGUCACCUCAGCAACCAUUGUUUACCACCUGGCCAGACAGGGCAACGGACCAGUGCUGGUGUGUGCUCCCAGUAACAUUGCUGUGGAUCAGCUGACCGAGAAGAUCCAUCAGACAGGGCUGAAGGUGGUGCGUCUCUGCGCUAAGAGUCGAGAGGCUAUCGACUCUCCUGUGUCUUUCCUUGCCCUGCACAACCAGAUCCGCAACAUGGACAGUAUGCCAGAGUUGCAGAAGCUGCAGCAGCUGAAGGAUGAGACUGGAGAGCUGUCCUCUUCAGAUGAGAAACGCUACAGAGCUCUGAAACGCACGGCUGAAAGAGAGCUGCUCAUGAACGCGGAUGUGAUCUGCUGUACCUGUGUGGGUGCAGGUGAUCCUCGUCUGGCUAAGAUGCAGUUCCGCUCCAUCCUGAUUGAUGAGAGCACCCAGGCCACUGAACCAGAGUGCAUGGUGCCUGUAGUGCUGGGAGCCAAGCAGCUGAUCCUGGUGGGAGACCAUUGUCAGUUGGGUCCAGUGGUGAUGUGUAAAAAGGCGGCUAAAGCAGGCCUGUCUCAGUCGCUGUUCGAGAGGCUGGUGGUUCUGGGCAUCAGGCCCAUCCGUCUCCAGGUGCAGUACCGUAUGCACCCUGCGCUCAGUGCCUUCCCCUCCAACAUCUUCUAUGAGGGAUCCCUCCAGAACGGAGUCACUGCCGCUGACCGCAUCAAGAAGGGCUUUGAUUUCCAGUGGCCUCAGCCAGACAAGCCCAUGUUCUUCUAUGUGACGCAGGGCCAGGAGGAGAUUGCGAGCUCAGGCACCUCCUACCUUAACAGGACUGAAGCUGCUAAUGUGGAGAAGAUCACCACUCGUUUGCUCAAGGCUGGAGCCAAACCUGACCAAAUUGGAAUCAUCACACCGUACGAGGGUCAGCGUUCCUACCUGGUGCAGUACAUGCAGUUCAGCGGCUCUCUGCACACCAAACUCUACCAGGAGGUGGAGAUAGCCAGCGUGGAUGCGUUCCAGGGCCGAGAGAAGGACUUCAUCAUCCUGUCCUGCGUCAGGGCCAACGAGCACCAGGGCAUUGGCUUCCUCAACGACCCACGUCGUCUUAACGUGGCCCUCACCAGGGCCAGGUACGGCGUGAUCAUUGUGGGAAAUCCUAAAGCUCUGUCCAAGCAGCCGCUGUGGAACCACCUGCUGAACUACUACAAGGAGCAGAAGGUUCUGGUGGAGGGACCUCUGAACAACCUGAGAGAAAGUCUUAUGCAGUUCAGCAAACCUCGCAAGCUGGUCAACACCAUCAACCCUGGAGCUCGGUUCAUGAGCACUGCCAUGUACGAUGCCAGGGAGGCCAUGAUACCCGGAUCUGUGUAUGAUCGCAGCAACACUGGACGUCCAUCUAACAUGUACUUCCAGACACACGACCAGAUUGGGAUGAUCGGCGCCGGGCCGAACCCCAUGGCCUCCAUGAACAUCCCUAUUCCCUUCAACCUGGUCAUGCCUCCCAUGCCCCCUCCAAGCUAUCUGGGGCAGGUGAACGGCCCUGCUGCAGGCCGUGGAGCGCCAAAGGGUAAGACGGGUGGACGUGGAGGUCGCCAAAGGAACCGUGGCGUGGGAAACCAUGGCAGUGGACAGGCCAACAUGGCAAACAGCCAGGCAAGCCAGGAUCUGGUGUCUCAGCCCUUCUCCCAGGGCCCCCUAACCCAGGGCUACAUCACCAUGAGCCAGCCCUCACAGAUGAGCCAGCCAGGCCUGUCCCAGCCUGAACUCUCUCAGGACAGCUACCUUGGUGAUGAGUUCAAGUCUCAGAUGGAUGUGGCGCUGUCCCAGGAUUCCACUUAUCAGGGUGAACGGGCUUACCAACAUGGAGGAGUGACUGGACUCUCUCAGUACUAGAGUGUUGUUGGAACGGGAGCUAGGCCUAUGCUGAGCUUAGUUCAUCAGCAUUUUAAAUCUGGGUAAAUAUUAAAAAAGAACAAACAUGGAUGCCCGUUUUCCACUGUUACAACUGAAGCACCAUGGUGUGAGAGCAACAGGAGAGAAUCAAACCAAUCACACGAGUGAAAAAAGAGGGAGAAAAGCAGGACAGGAAGAGAGAACGAGGGAGUGAGUGAGUGGAGGGGGAAAAACGACCUCACCACUCGCUAAGGCUGGGGAAGGAGGAGAGAGGAGGAGACGCAGCGUAGGAGGGAAGGAGGAGACGAUGUGGAAGGGAAAACAAACGAGAUCUUCGAUCUGCAACUCCGCAAAGUCAGAGGCCCCUCCUGGGGAGCAGGGGGGCCCCUCCCCUGCCUCCUCUCUCUCGCUGCCAGGCUGCAGCCGGCGGCCGCAGACCUCGCUCUGCCACCCGAGACGGAGAGAAGACGAAGUUCUCUUAAAACUACCUGCAAAAAAAUACCAAGCUUGCUCUGUCGUCUCCACAAGCUGAAGGAGGGGGUGACGUCUUUCAAAAACAUAAAAAUCUCUAUAAAAAACGCUUUCAAGCAGCUGAUUCUGGGGGAAAAUUUUCCCUUCAAAGUUGAGAUCUGACAUUCAGGUACUGCCACCGAACAUCUUUUUAAGAGAAUGGGAGAAUGGGGAAAAGCGACAGGAGGGUUGUGUGCUUUUUUUUUUUAUUAUUAUUAUUUUUCUUUUUAAGUUUUUCUUUCUUUUUCUUUUUUUUAUUUCUUUUUGUCGUGUUAGUGGUGGUGGUGACGGGUGCUCUCAUCUCUGGAAAAUUAAACGGUGCUAAGAGUGUCUGAGGAAGGAUGCAACUCAACUUUGAGGAAAGUUUUCCGGCUCAAGGCUGGAGUGGAGUAGAGGUUCGAGUUAGAGGAAUCGGUGGAGAGCCGGGGAGAGAUGUCGCUUGCUUGCAGCUCUCUGUUGCGAGGCUCUGUCUGCGCUGGGUGGUUCACAACAAACUGAGAAAGAAAGGGGGAGGAGUCUAAACAAAUGGCUUUGGGAUAAUUAUUAUUAUUUUUUUCUUUUUUCUUUCCUUCUUUAUUUUUUAUAAUAAGAAACAAAGGCGAAAUUUUUGUAUGGUAUCUGGAGAGCAAAAUUGGAAAAGCUUUUUCCUUUUCAUUUUAAAUUAAGUUUUGUUUAGUUUUUUCGUUGGACGUGAUGUUGUAGAACAGCAUCUGUUAACCUGCUGGCUUUGUUGAUUUCCUCAUUAUGAUGGGGUCAUGCAAUCACUAGAAAAGGUCCAUGAGAAAAAAAAAACAAAACCAAACUCGCAUAAAUAAAAACAAAAUAGAUAAAAGCAGGGCAUCAUAAAGCCGCCACAGAUUCCCGCACAUUACCUGAAAACUCUCAUGCGCUUGCUACAUAUAGAGUACAAGAAUCUCAAGGAGAGUCAGUCAAGAAUAUGGUGUUGAGAAAGAUCUGAUGCGUUUAUUUAUUGGAAGUUGAAGUCUUAAGAAUAAAGAUCUAUAAUAACAGGUGCUGUAAUCUACAUGUAACGCAAUGUGACUGUGAGGUGCAGUACACACAGAAACUAUAGGGGGCAGUGCAGUCACUCAGCACUCAGCAGCAUUGAAGUGGCUGUGUGAGGUGAAGUUGCCACUGUAGCAAGUGAAGCCUCUAGUGGCCUGAAGUGGAAGCCCCCAGUUAGCAGUUACAUUUGCAACACCAACAGACUUUCUGAUUGGACAAACGUGAGAAAGUAUAUCUCUAGCUUAGGGCUGGACAAUUAUUAAAUAUCAAUAAAUAUAUCGCAAUAUAAAAUGUUUCAGUAACAGUGAAAUUAAUUUGUCCAAAGUAAAGUAGGUACAUCAGUUGUGGAUGUUUUUCUGUGGCUUUUCGUUUGUUCAUAGAAAUUUCAGAAUUAUAUGGUUUCAACAACAGAAAUUUAGAUACGUUGUGAUAUACAUUUUUAACUAUAUCGUCCAGCCCUACUCUAGCCUAAGUCCAAAAGUUACAGCAGUUGCUAAUCUUGGCUAGUCUUAGAUAAUGGUCAUGCUCUGCUUUUAGGACUUCAGUACUGUGCCAAAAAUCAGUAUGCUUCCACCACAGUAGGGAAAAAAAAGUAAACUAUAUUUGUUUUAUUUUUAUUAAUUUCUUCCCCUUCUUAAGUCACCCCUCCUACUUUGCUUUGCUUUUUACAAAAUCCCAAAAGACUUUUGAGAGUUAAGUUCACGGACUGAACUACUUCCGUUAGAGCCACGUUUGUGAAUUUGACCCACUCUGAGCGAAAUGCUGAAGGAAAGUGUGUGUGCAGGCGGGUGAAAAGGCCCAGAAUCGCAGUGGCAGUGGCUGUUUUGGCUGUGGAAAGAGGCGGUGAAAGGGCAGACAGGUGAGAUUCUCUCUGUUUGUGUCUGUCUGUGUUUCCCACGAGCAGACUGAUAAAGAGGCUGCAUUGCUCUUGUCUCUUGCUUAACUUGGAUGCCAGUGUGCAUAGACAGUAGUGUUCUGCUGCGGAGGUGUGUGUAUGUAUGUGCCUCCUUAUUAUUAACUGUCCCUCUUCUUGUUUUGUGAUUAGCAGUUGUAGUUUUAAUCAUUACUUUCUGUUCGUUUGAUAUUUUUGACGUUUAUUUUCCUUUCCCACUCAUCUGCUGUCUUUAUCGAUUUGUGUUAGCACCAUAUUAUCUGCAUUUAUUUAGUUUGUACAGUCUUUAUUCAGAAUGAGGUACACCUUGUUUAUCCACUUUCAACUAGUAGAUAGAAUCCAGUCUUCAAAAUCUUCAUAUUUUGCAGUUUUGUUUUUUUGUGCUUAUUUAAAGCUUUGAUUGGUUAAAGCAGCAUUCUUUGAUGGUCGCCUUGUCAUCCUACUGAAACCAGGAAUGUUCAUGCCUUGCUGUUUUUUUUUCCAUUAUCAUCACAUCUAUUUGAAUUAACUAUUUUUUGCCAUCAGUCUAAGAAAGACUGUGGUCAGACUGCCAGCCCACAUAUGUUUUGUGGGGCAUUUUUAGAUUGUAACUGGAUUGAAAAAAAUACUCAUUAAAUCAAUUUGUUUUAUUAGAUUGUAUCCAUAUUGAUUGAUUGUCUGGACAGUCAAAAACUAUAUUGAAUCCAUUUUUGUAUUAUUAGAUUGCAUCUGGAUUGAUUUGUGCUGGUCUGAACAGCUAGGAACCACACACAAUCUGAUUUUAGCCAAAUCUAGACUGAUCCAGAUUAAAUUGUGAUGGUCUAAACAGCAAGGAACCACACACUCAGGUUUUGGGGAAUGUUAGAUUGUGUCAGGAUAGCCAGAAACCACUCUAAAUCAGAUUUUUGCUAAUAAUUGGACUGAAGCCACAUUUGGAGGUUAUUUGAAAUGUGAGCAUGAUCAGAUUUAGGAUUGUAUUCAUAUUAGUUUUUGAUAAUCUGAACAGUCAGGAACCACACAACUGUAAGUUUGGUCUUUCUAGAUUGUAUCCAAAAAGAUUUUUUUUUUAUACAGCAUAAAAUCCGAUUUGACGCAUUUGGAUGUAUUUUUAAAUGUGUACACAAGUGAAUUUGUACAGAUGAGAUUCAGUGUGGAUGCUCUGGAUGCUCAAAUUAUAUAUAUAUAUUUUUUCCCUCAUCAUUUACACAGAAUCUCAUACAGAGAGAUUUGUGAUGUCCAGGCAAGCAAAUCUGAUCUUAUCACUUGCAAAUAACAGCAUUUCUAAUUUGAGAAAUUAAUCCGAUUUGUCUGCAGUCUGAACACAGCCUUACACCGCUGGACUGGAGUUGACCCGUACCUUACUGUGUGCAUCAGUUUCAUCAGUAACUCCCAUUUUUGUUGCCUGAUGUAAAACAAAAAAUGCAUUCGCAGGAUUUUUAACAAUCAAUGAUAACAUCCAGAAUGUUCCAAUAUCUAGGUCAUUUUGGUUACCUGCUUGUUUGCUGAAUAGAACAUAGAGCUGCUUUCAUUAUUUUCAUGGAUAGUUUAUUAUUUUGUCAGUUUUUGGGCUGUCUAAGCUCACCACAGACUUCCGUAAAUUCAAGUUUAGAGGAUUUCUUAUGUUGAAAAAUUUAAUAAAAAUCAUCCAACACAUUUACAACAUGCCUUCCUCAUGUUCUCAUCUUUAUCAUUUUAUUUUUAAUAAGAAUUCUUCCUCUUAUAAUUGAUUGAAUUAGUCUUGGUUUCUUUCCUGCAGUGUACUCUGUGAUCCAACAAUGUUGUACACAGUUAGAGCUCAAGUUAUUGAUUAAAUGAUUGAUUACAUUGGUUUAGUCUUUUCUUGACCCAACACCCACAAGGCCUACAGCAAAUACAACAGAACCUGAGGGAACGGGAGAUCCCCGCAGUGUGGUUAUGUUUAUUUGCUAAGAUAGAGAUGCUUUUUCACACUGUAUGUGUUGUAUUCACCUGAGAGGAACUCUCGCAGCCGUGAGGUAACUGAGGUGACCGACUGCCUCUCUAAUGAUGUGAGAAAAUCACUAUUAAAACCAAAGGAUGAAUACAAACCGAUCGAACGACUGACUGACUAAAUACCCGCGGUUCUGUCCCUCACAUGAAGGAGGAUAAAUAAUAUAAAUUUGACAAUGAAAGAUGAAUUAGAGGUUAUGAAUCAUAUUGAAGAUUUUGUUUAUUAGGAUUUCCCCCUACAGUAUGUAAUUCCUGCAAUGUUACAUAAAUAAAUGUUGCUUUAUUUCACACAAACAAAA
This is a messenger RNA of Astyanax mexicanus (Mexican tetra), 8148 nucleotides long. It is a transcript of the gene upf1, whose product is annotated as UPF1 RNA helicase and ATPase. Gene Ontology annotation, biological process: nuclear-transcribed mRNA catabolic process, nonsense-mediated decay. The record is from RefSeq and is a predicted model, not a curated record. Gene Ontology annotation, cellular component: cytoplasm. Lineage: Eukaryota; Metazoa; Chordata; Actinopteri; Characiformes; Acestrorhamphidae. Gene Ontology annotation, molecular function: RNA binding; zinc ion binding; ATP binding. The coding region runs from base 193 to 3495 and encodes 1100 amino acids. The transcript is spliced from 24 exons.